This is a messenger RNA of Plasmodium knowlesi strain H, 987 nucleotides long. Its product is annotated as pseudouridine synthase, putative. Gene Ontology annotation, molecular function: pseudouridine synthase activity; RNA binding. Bases 1 to 987 code for a protein of 328 amino acids. The record is from RefSeq and is a predicted model, not a curated record. Lineage: Eukaryota; Apicomplexa; Aconoidasida; Haemosporida; Plasmodiidae. The transcript is spliced from 2 exons. Gene Ontology annotation, biological process: pseudouridine synthesis.
AUGAGUAUUUCCCGCCGUCCCUACGUUUGGCUCGGCAGAUUUUUCCCGUCCAUUCUGAUUAUACCCCUUCUUCCACUCCUAACGCUUGUAUCACUUUUGGAUAAUGUCAGCAGCUUCGACGUAACUCCAACUCGCAGUAGCAUCACGGCGAGAAAGGUACCUAUCGUAAGACUGAACAAAAUCAUUUCCAUGGAGAAAAAAAUAUCGAGGAGGAAAUCAGACGAAUUCAUCAAGGAUGGAAAUGUAAAGCUCAAUAACAAAGUUGUUAAAAACCCCGGAACACAUAUCGAUGUAUCAAAAGAUAAAAUAAAAAUUUCCGGCAAACUGGUCAAUAUUGUGCGAACGCAAAAAAUGAUUAAUCGAAAUGACAACAAUUUCUACAAGUGGUUUGUUCUUCAUAAACCGAAGGGAUUCCUAUGUACAUCCAAUGACGAGAAGGAUAGGGCUUCCAUAUAUUCCCUCUUCCCACAGGAUAUUAUGGAUAACUACCGACUAGUUUCCGUAGGCCGACUCGACCGAAACACAUCCGGUGUGCUCCUCCUCACCAACGAAUACGCUUGGGUCAAUAAACUGACGCACCCAAAAUACCAACGAAUAAGAACAUACAGAGUGCACAUCGAAGGACCUGCACAAAUGAAAGUUCUCAAACAGCUAGCCACAGGUAUAUAUCUACAAGACGAUAAUAGAGGAAAAGAAAAUAAAAAAAUAGUGAAAAAAAAAAGAACACAACCAGCAUUUAUUGAAAUAUUAAGGGAAGAAACCAUAAAAGUAAAAGAUCAAGUCAAAAAGGUAAGUGUAUUAAAUAUUAGCGUACGCGAAGGAAGAAAUAGACAAAUUAGAAAAAUGUUUGAACAAAUAAACCAACCAGUAAUUAAAAUAAAACGAACUGCCUUCGAAAAUAUAACCCUCAAGGAUGUAUUUUUCCCCAAGCAGUACCGUGAACUGACCCAACGGGAAAUCUCUAAUUUGAAGGCACGCCGCUUGUAA